Molecule: messenger RNA, 1908 nt
Organism: Rotaria sp. Silwood1
Lineage: Eukaryota; Metazoa; Rotifera; Eurotatoria; Philodinida; Philodinidae
Source: the annotation of a GenBank genome assembly
AUGGAAUCUCCAACAGUUUCAAAAAAUGGCUCCUCAUCUUUUUACAAUGAACGACAAGGACAUUGUUCAAUUUGUUCAGAAAAUGAUGUUAAAUUGGUCAAUCUCUCAAAGAAUUGUAAACAUUUAUCAAAUUGUUGUGUUCCAUGUUUAACACAAAGUAUUUCUACUGAUAUUGAAUCAAAAGGAGCUUAUUCAUUUCAAUGUCCGAUGCCAGCAUGCAAUAUUAAAUUCGAACCUGAAGAAUAUUAUCAAUUAUUAGACAAACGAUUGGUUGGUAUUGUAGAUAAAUUAUUGUUACAUCGAAUACUUGAAAUUAAUGAAGAAUUCAGAUGGUGCAAAUCAAGCAAAGGAUGCGGUGCUGGACAACUUGUAUCGAAUCAUAAGGAUUUACUUGGGUAUUAUGCAUGUUAUGCUUGUGGAGAAAUGUUAUGUUUUCGUCACUCAAUUGAAUGGCAUAAAGGUUUUACUUGUGAUGAAUUUGAUGCUGAAAGAGCCCGAAACGAUGAUUUAGCCUCUGAUGUAACUGUUCUUGCAUUUACUAAGAAAUGUCCAAAUGCAUUAUGUGCUACUCCAAUAAUGAAACAUGAAGGAUGUGAUGUCAUGACUUGUUGUCGGUUUGGAACUCAUAAUGAAGAACCUAAUGGUUAUUUCUUAAAAUCUAAUCAAACAGAUUCCAAUGAUAAAAAAAAUAUCAAACGAAAUUUAGACAAUAAACAACUGCAAGACGAUCAAAUCGAUAGUCACCAACGUUAUAAUGAACAAUCGAAUUCCUUUCCCAAUAACGAAAAUGUUCACAGCUUGAAGAGCACUCGAUCUGUUGUCAAUAGUUCCACAGAUAUGGAACAUGAUUAUGUUUCUAUUCCAAAUAGUCAGAUAUUAUCUGAUGAAAUGCUGAAAAAACCACAAACAUCUAACAAUAAAUUAAAAAAUGAUGAAACAAUUGACAAAUUUCAAUACAAUAGAUCGAUAUCACUCAAUCCUGAAUAUCAUCAAUCACAAGAAGCUAAUCUACAUAAAAGAACCUCUUUAACAAUCAAUCUUCAAAAUACGAGAGAUCAAUCUCGAGAAUCAAUCAAAAACAAGACAAUAAUUAAACAUAUACAAGAAAAUAAUUUACUUUCAAUUGAAUCAACAAACAAUAACAAUAAAUUAAAUACUGAACAAUAUGAACAAACAAAACCAAUAUCUGAUGAUUAUUCACCGAUACGUCGAUUGCUCGAACCAAAUUGUGCAGGAAUACGAAGUCGAAUUGAAUUACUUGGUCAAUUAAUUUCAAGCAAAAAACUUGAUUCAAUACCUAAUGAAUACGAUCAAAUGAAAGAUAUUAUUGCAGCCAUUGAACGAAACGAUCGUUUUCAAUCAGAUUCAGAUGGUAAAUAUCUUCAUCACUUAACGAAUGCAGCAAAAAGUAAUUUAAAUAGUGAUUUAAACAAUCUUGAUGAUGAAAUACACCGUCAAUUUGGACUUCAUUCUGUUGAAGUUACUGGUGAUGGAGCAUGUGCCUUUCGAGCUACUCUCAUAUCCGGAUUACAUAAACCUGAUGUAUAUCAUAGUGAAUUACGUGAAAGAGCUAUUCAACAAGUAUUGAAUAAUAUAGAUUAUUAUUCAACUGUAUUAAGACCUGGUGAAAAAGUUAGUGAGAAAGAAUUGAAAGAUUGGGCAAACUCAAUGGCUGAUCCAAACACCUAUGGAGACGAAAUGGCUAAUAUGGCUAUAGUAGAUAAAUAUCACAUUCAAUUGGUUAUUUUUCGUGCUGGAGAAUUACUUACUGUUGUUAAUCCCCGUGAUGGAUAUGUUGAACAUACAGCAUUUCUUGUCAAUGUCGGUACACAUUAUAAAGCACUUGUACCUGGUUAUGAAUUAGAAGAGGCACGUAGAAAUUCUGAACGUCUCUCAAAAAAAACUUAG